GCCACAAUCAAUAUCCAGCUGGCGAUAAACACAGAAAAAAAAAAAAAAAACGAAAACGAAAACAGGGAAAAAGAAGGGCGACUUUUUUCUUCUCCUUUCCGAUUUCCAGAACCACCUCAACCUCUCUCUCUCCCCUCCGAUUUCGAAUAUUUGGAGCCUCCAAAUCUGCAACUCAGUUACCAUACCCCCUCCCUUUGAUUGUAGAUAAUGGCGUGUCGGGGGUUUUGGGAAUGCAUAUUGAAGCUUUUGAACUUCUUAUUGACUCUUGUGGGUCUGGCCAUGGUGGGUUAUGGGAUCUACUUGUUCGUGGAGUACGAAAAGUCAUCUUCUUCUGAUGAUUCGACUGCAAUUGCCCCCAGUAGCGGUGAUAUGAUACAGCUUGGUCGCCCAAUGCUCAUGGCUGUUUCCCUGUCAAGCAGCAUUCUUGAUGACCUGCCAAAAGCCUGGUUCAUAUAUUUGUUUAUUGGUGUUGGCGUGGUUCUCUUUGUGAUAUCUUGUUUUGGUUGUAUUGGAGCAGCAACACGGAAUGGAUGCUGUCUGACUUGUUAUGCAGUAUUAGUGGUAUUGCUGAUCUUGGUAGAACUGGCAUGUGCAGCCUUCAUAUUUUUUGACAAAAGCUGGAAAGAUGAAAUACCAACAGAUAAAACUGGAGACUUUGAUGUGAUAUAUGAUUUUCUGGAAGACAACUGGGAAAUUAUCAAAUGGGUUGCUCUGGGGAUUGUUAUUUUGGAGGCUCUUCUGUUCUUGUUAGCUCUUAUUAUAAGGGCUGUAAACAGACCAGCAGAAUACGACAGUGAUGAUGAAUACAUAGGUGGCCCCAGGCAACAAAACCGACAACCAUUGAUCAACAGGCCUCCGGUUCCCGUUACGGGUGUCCCUGUUGCUGGUGCCCUUGAUCAGCGCUCAAGCAGAAACGAUGCUUGGAGUACACGCAUGAGAGAAAAGUACGGGCUUGAUACAUCCGAGUUUACGUACAAUCCCUCUGAGUCAAACAGAUACCCGCAAACAGCUGCACAGCCAGCAGAGGAGAGGGGUCGUUGCAACAUCCUGUAAUCAACAUCACCAUCAUGUAAUCAAUGUCUCGGUUUUGCACAAAUCUGGAAUUGAGUUGGUUUCCGGGAACUAAUGUUUUCGACUGUUGUGUGAACUUUGUUAUUGACAAUGUCUUGGGUUUUGUCGAAAUUGUCUGUAAAACACAGUUCUCAUGAGCUUUAUUGAUUGUUUCCCUUUUCAUAUGCAUUAUUACCAUUUAGUAUGUAAAAGCUUGUGCUAGUAAUUGAAUUAGAUUUUGUGCCGAGGCA
Molecule: messenger RNA, 1301 nt
Organism: Rhododendron vialii
Lineage: Eukaryota; Viridiplantae; Streptophyta; Magnoliopsida; Ericales; Ericaceae
Product: tobamovirus multiplication protein 2A-like
Exons: 7
Coding region: 208-1053 (281 amino acids)
Cellular component (GO): membrane
Source: RefSeq, a predicted model, not a curated record